AGUACUGGGCCGGUCACCUCAAAAACCACCAGUCGCGGUGCCCCCAAGAAGACGGGGAGGAGAGAGCCACUUCCUUAGCCCAGUGGAACAAUUAAUCAUAGUUCUUGCCGCCGCCCCCGGGGACACCCCCUGCUUCUCGCGUCUCGAACCCCGCAGAGGCCGGCCCCGAAAUCGACGAGUGGCCCCAUCUGUGGAAACGAAGUCCGGGUCCCGGUUCCCCUCGUAUAGGCCGAGGGCCGAGGAUUUGGCUCCGCCAUGGAUGACCUGUCGGCAGAAGAGAUCCAGCUGCGGGCUCAUCAGGUGACGGAUGAGUCGCUGGAAAGUACUAGAAGAAUCCUGGAACUGGCCAUUGAGUCCCAGGAUACAGGGAUCAAGACCAUGACUGCGCUGGAUGAGCAAGGAGAAAAGCUGAACCGCAUAGAAGAAGGCAUGGACCAGAUCAACAAGGACAUGAGGGAGGCCGAGAAGACCCUCACGGAGCUCAACAAGUGCUGCGGCCUUUGUGUCUGCCCCUGCAACAGGACCCAGAAUUUUGAGUCCAACAAAGCCUAUAAGGUGUCCUGGGGCGACGGCGGGGACACCCCCGCGGAUGUGGUGUCCAAGCAGCCGGGCCGGGCGACGAACGGACAGCCGCAGCAGCCGGGGGCCGGCGGGGGAUUCAUCAAACGAAUAACCAACGAUGCCCGAGAGGACGAGAUGGAAGAGAACCUGACCCAGGUGAGCGGUAUCUUGGGGAACCUGAAAACCAUGGCCAUCGACAUGGGCAACGAGAUCGAGUCGCAGAACAAGCAAAUAGAUCGGAUCAGCGAAAUGGCCGACACCAACAAGGAUCGCAUCGAACACGCCAACGCCAGAGCCAAGAAACUCAUCGACAGCUAAAGGAAACCGCUGCCUUCCUCCAUUCUCUCUCUUCUCUCUCCUCAACCCGCCCUUCUCCUAGACCACUCCCUUUCAGAGGUCGGGCCUCCUUUUUCCCCCCAACCCACUCCCCUCCACGCAGAGCGGCGGAUUGGCGGCGUCUCUGCUUUCAGAUAUCUGUCCUUGCCCGGGUGGGGAGAUUGAACCAAGUGCCUCCUAGGGAUUCACCCCCGAGAACUUUUUCCCCCAUCGUUCUGGAGCUGGAAGAGUUGCCAGGGAUCUCUGGGUUGCGGCAUUUGUUACGCAGCAGGGAGAGAGGUGGGGCCUUUUUCGCUUCAUCUUUCUUUUUAAGAAUCCCCUCAGUAACAACUCCGGCCCUCAACAUCAGGGCCCGCCUCAGAGCCGAGGUGGACCGGACAGCCCCCUCGGAAGACCAGGCUUCCACGGUCAAACCAGGCCCGACUCCCGUUCGUGGGAGAUCCCGGCCUUGCCCCGCGCCCCCCUUUCUCCAGCAUUCUUGGAAGGGAACUUCUUUUCUCCCAGGCCCGGCAAAGAUCUCGAGUCUGUAUUUCCCGGGAGCGCUGAUCGAAACCGACGGCUCCCUUUUUAUUUUUUAUCAUCUCCGGCGAGGCCCAGCCGGUCCCCAGCACCACCGAGAUAAGGAUUCCAGCUCCCUAACUUUAUUUUUUUUGGACAAAAGCCCCUCAGAACAUGGAAGCCUUUUGGGUGGGUGAUCACACAUUCUCUACAGCAAGUUUGAGACAGGUCUCUCGAAACGUAGCGGCCGACGCAGACUGGCCUCGGAGCCGGGGAUUACGACCCCCCACCUUGACCUCAGGUAACAAAGCAAAGAGCCAGGCCAUUUUGAUCUCUCCACACCUUCUGGCUUUUCAAGGACAGUUGGCAGCUCUCUCCCCCCGCCACGGAGGAGUGCGUUCUGAGCUUCGAUAGCCCCCCGACCCUCCGGGGUUUAAGGGCAGAUGUUGUUACCUCUAGAUGAACGUGGCUUUAACCGUGAAGAAAAUGUGACGUUUGCAUUUACCGUCUUAUUUUUCUUCACCUUUUGACGUGGGAACUUCUCCAGCUCCUCCUGGUUGUGAGAAUCCUUUACAGGGUCAACUGAGAACACGCGGAGCAGCUGAACUGUCCCCUUCAUCCUACCCGCACAUGCCUGGAUUGGUUUUGGUUUCCCACAAGCCAGUGGCAACCAUCUCGCCAUUAAAUUUUUCUUUCUGUAACCGAUGGAGUUGAGUAUUUAAAGUAGGUAAGCGGGGAGAUCCCUGAGGGGGAGACUUUUUCCCGCGGGCAUUAGCUGCUUUCUUGUAUAAUGGAGGAGAAACCAUCCGUCUCUUAAGUGUUCCCGUCCUCAUCCUUUAUGCGGCGAUCUUGGAAGCCCAGAAACAAAGUUAAAUUUUCAGUUGUCUUUCGCGGGAGGGUGGGGGGAGGCUGUGUUUUGGAGGGUUUUUUGUUUUCCCUGAAAAAAAAAAAACCCUGCACAAGAGUAGAGUUUAUUUGAAGUUAGGCCGGCUAGUAGGGGAAAGGAGAACGUGUUUGUUUACAAAAACCGGGGGACAUGGCUAAAGAAAGUGCAAUCGAGCUUUAUCGAAAGCUGAAAAGGGGUUAAACGUCUAAAAUGCGAAUAAACCAGUCUUUCAAGGGAA
Tachyglossus aculeatus (Australian echidna) is the source of this 2519-nucleotide messenger RNA. It is a transcript of the gene SNAP23, whose product is annotated as synaptosome associated protein 23. Lineage: Eukaryota; Metazoa; Chordata; Mammalia; Monotremata; Tachyglossidae. The record is from RefSeq and is a predicted model, not a curated record. The coding region runs from base 256 to 879 and encodes 207 amino acids. Gene Ontology annotation, molecular function: SNAP receptor activity; syntaxin-1 binding. Gene Ontology annotation, biological process: synaptic vesicle fusion to presynaptic active zone membrane; exocytosis; synaptic vesicle priming. The transcript has 9 exons. Gene Ontology annotation, cellular component: plasma membrane; synaptobrevin 2-SNAP-25-syntaxin-1a-complexin I complex.